This is a messenger RNA of Candoia aspera, 2836 nucleotides long. Its product is annotated as protein mono-ADP-ribosyltransferase PARP12-like. Lineage: Eukaryota; Metazoa; Chordata; Lepidosauria; Squamata; Candoiidae. The transcript has 12 exons. Bases 44 to 2026 code for a protein of 660 amino acids. Gene Ontology annotation, cellular component: nucleus. Gene Ontology annotation, molecular function: NAD+ poly-ADP-ribosyltransferase activity; metal ion binding; NAD+-protein mono-ADP-ribosyltransferase activity. The record is from RefSeq and is a predicted model, not a curated record.
GGGGCUGCGGCUGGUGGGGAAGGGGUGAGGCUCUCAGGCCAGGAUGGACGCGCCCUUUGCCAACGAAAUCCUCCGGGGGGUGUGCGCCGCGGGCGGCUCUCUGAAAGUCAGCGAGAUUAAGGUCCGACUGGACCCGGAGCGCCUUGACUUGAUACUGCAGGAUAAGAAGAAGUUCACGCUGGUGACCCGGGAGGACCCCCCCUCGGCGGCCGGCAGCGAGGAGCACCGGGUGGUGGUGGCUACCACCGGGGCGCGGCUGUGCCGGGAGCACGGCAGUGGGAAGUGCGCCGGUGGCUGCCGGCAGUUCCAUCUCUGCCGGUACUUCGUGUACGGGGGGUGCCGCCAUCAGGCCUCGAGGAAACCGUGCAGGUUUAUCCAUGACGUUUAUACUGACCACAACCUCUCUGUCCUAAAAGAACAUGGGCUAGAAGCCUUAAACUCUGAUGAAUUGUGUCAACUGCUACUUCAGAAUGAACCUUCGCUCUUGCCUGAGAUCUGUCCAUAUUACAACAAAGGGGAUGGGCCUUAUGGAUCUUGUACCUUUAAGAAGAUCUGUGUUAAACUUCAUAUAUGUCAGUACUACCUCCAGGGAGAAUGUAGAUUUGGGAGUAACUGCAGACACUCUCAUGAUAUUUUUAAUCCAGAUUGUUAUGAGAAACUGGAGAAAUGGGGGAUGAGCCAAGCUUUGAUUAGUAAAAUUCCACUGAUCUACAGGAAUGCGUAUGACAUAAAAAACAGCUCAUCAUCAACAUACAAAGAGAGAAGAGAAAGUCAGGUAUUGUCCACCACAGACACUGAUGAAUCAGAUAUGAUUUGCUUAUACCACAUUAGGAAAAGUUGUAGCUUUCAAGAUAAAUGUACCCGAGUUCACUACCAUUUGCCAUAUAGAUGGCAAAUUUUAAAUGGUACUUCGUGGAAAGAUCUGGAUGAUAUGAAGAAAAUUGAAGAAGCCUACUGUCGCCCAUUCAGUGAAAGCGUAUUCCACUUUGGAUGGAAGGAAUGUGGCCAGGCUUUACAAUUGCAAUAUAUUGAUUUCUCCACAAUGACAUGUGGCUCUGCUAAAGUUAGACGCCUCUCCACACCAUCUUCUGUGACCAAGCCUCCUCACUAUAUUCUUACAACAGAUUGGAUCUGGUACUGGAAAGAUGAAUAUGGUAUAUGGAAUGAAUAUGGAAAACAAGAUGAUGAUCAUGCUGCUGCUACUGUGUCCAGCUUUGACUUGGAGAAAGCCUAUCAGUCUGAAGUAUUUACGACCCUCCAGUUCUCUGCUGGGAUACACAAUUAUGAGAUUGAUUUUAAAGCCAUGAAACAAAAAAACAUGAAAUAUCAAACAGAACGAAGUGCUUGUAGGCGGCCUAAGUUUGUGUCUUCAGAAGAAGUGGAGAAGAAGAAAAAAAGUGGGCCAGAGCAAUCAAAGGAAAGCUCUACACACAUUCCAUCUCACUGGGACCAGUCAGCCUUACCAGAUCUGGGACAUGCGCUGGUCAACCUCCUCCCAUCCUCCAGUGAGUACAGAAAAGUCCAGGUUAACUUUCAGCGCACAAUGCCCAGGGCCACCAUUGUGGCAAUCAAAAGAAUCCAGAAUGUGUCCCUUUGGGAAGUUUAUCUGUGGCAGAAAGAGCAAAUGAAGAAGGCAAAUGGGGGGAAGGAUGUGGAUGAAAGGUCAUUGUUUCAUGGAACAAGUAAAAACCAUGUUGAUGCUAUCUGCGAGCAGAAUUUUGACUGGAGGAUCUGUGGUCUUCAUGGUACAGCUUAUGGCAAAGGAAGUUACUUUGCCAGGGAUGCUGCAUAUUCCGAUAACUACAGUGGAAACAACUCUUCUAUCAAGACCAUGUUUCUCGCCAAAGUAUUGGUGGGAGAGUUUACAAAUGGCAAUUCUUCCUAUCUCCGCCCCCCUGCCAAAAAUAACCAGGACAAUCUUUUCUAUAACAGCUGUGUGAAUAGUCUCCUGAAUCCAUCCAUCUUUGUCAUUUUUGAGAAGCACCAAAUUUAUCCAGAAUACUUGAUUGAAUACAAAAUUAAAUAGAAUUUGUGGGUAGAGCAUGUAUUCCUGUUUAACACACUGCUAAAUGAGCUCCUUUCUGGAUGACCACUGAAGGCCUUAGUCUUCAGACACAUUCAUGUUAGGACUGUCAGCAUUUUGUUUUUUGAUUUUAAACAUCUUUUUGAUGGAUUAGAAAAAUAUCCUCUUCUCCCCCCAUCCCCAAAAUUGGGCAUCUUAAAUGUAAAAAGCAGCCUUAAUUUUUACUGUCAGAGCUCAAUAAAUCUAUGGGUGUUAAGUGCUUUCUUAGAAGAAAUAUUAUUCCUUUCUCAAGGAGGAAUACUUUUGCUGUGAUUAUACUUGUUCUGAUAGCUAUAUGUCAUGUAAUAUGUCAUGUAAAAUCCAAGAGAAUGCUUUUGUAUUCAUAGGCAGAUUUAAUCAGUUAAAUCAGAAAUGACUCAUUGACUAGGUUUUGUUUGGGGAGCAAUAGCCCUAAUACUUAGCCUUAAAUAAUAACACACACACGCUUGCAUUAAUUGCAGCAGAGAUGUGCAGUAGUUUGAAAAAGUGCUUUGGAGCAGGCAUGUACCACACUGAUCUCUUGGUGCUGCCUUAUGCCAAUAGAUAUGGUGUGCUCACCCACACCUGCUCUGAAAGAAUUUAAUAAUCUUAUAUCUGGACUUUUAAGGCAUUGGACAUCCCUUAAUUGCAGAUAAUGUUGCAACAAGAGCCCGCAUGAAGCAGCACUGGUUUUCAUAAUCUCUAAUGUGCUAUUUGAAACAGUUCUACUGUUUUUGCAGUAGAUAUUAAGAUUUUAGCAUUAGCAUAAAUUCAUCUCUUUUAAUGGCUGUUCUC